AUGGAUCGCCCCUUGGCAGCCAACGAUGAGCACACGACCAGUGGCGACGGGCCCAAACGCGAACGUCGCACCGCGGCAGCACGCAUUACAUCAUCAGUUUCGGGAGACCAGCCUGUGUCGUCAACAAACCGAGAACACUCCAUACCCUCAAUCACCACAUUCAUGGCUCGUCACGCACAGCAACCCGCCAAUUCUACACAAGCAGAGAUCUCGCCCCCAGUUUUACCUAUUAUUGCUUUGUCAAUCCCCCCAGCAACGUCCUCCUCUACUAUUGGAGAAAAAGACGUCGCGGAUGUUGAUGGUAACGAGGAGGAACCGCGUCCACACCCAUUCACCGGCCCCUCCCUCCCCGCCGACAUCGAGCCACAACGAUCCGUGACGCUUGAUGGGCCGCGUGGCGCUUCGACGCGUCAGCCUCGGUCAGGCAUUGACUGGAUAGUCCCCGUGGACGAAAAGACCUUCCGACAAAAAGCCAUUAGAGAACGACUAGAUCCUACGCUCAUAACAGCCAUUUCGGAGCGAGACAAGUGUGCGCUUAAUGCGAAGAUGGCGGGGUGCUCUUUAUCUCCUUCUUUCCUUGCUUCCAUUACGGCGAUUGCGACGACGGUCUUGGGCGGACUAUCAACCAUCGUCGCUUCGUACCUUGCUCGAGCCCGGGGUUCCAACGAACCCGAACUGUCCAUUGCGCGAGUAAAAGACCUGGAACAGUUCAUCCGCGAAUGCGAGGCGUUCAAGAUGGAUAAUGGGCAUGUGUAUGGGGACAAGUUUGAUUCGGCGUUGGAGGACUUUAGAGCUCUGUUUGAGGAACUUUUGGGUAAUGCGAAUGGAGCACCUUCACUUGUAUCCAUCACCAUUCCUCUGAAAGGCCAUGAUGCAAUCAAGGCUUUCUCGGAUUUUCUUACACGCUCGGGUGUGACUCUGAAGCACUUGUAUAUUAUUGAUUAUGUCCCAAGGGAGGAAGCGCUGUUGUGGAAGAUAUUUGACACACUACCCAACCUGUCACACUUGGAGAUUGACGAACCUAACCAGUUAGAUCCAAAGUCUGGGUUUCCACAGCCUUGGCUCCCAUCUCGGAGGUUUUUCAACUAUUUCAGCACUCCCAACACGACAUCGGGUGGUUUACCGUUGCCACAUUUGACAAGUGUCUUAUACCGGGCUAGGUGGAAUGCUGGUCUCCGCUCCGAUGAUGCUGUGCGACUUCAAGAGUUCAGCUUGUUACUUACUAAUUCGCCGGGAUGGGUCACAAAGUUGGAACAAUCUCUCGUCGUGAAGGAAUUGCGCAAGGAGGGCAUGCGUCUGGUGUUUAAGUUUGUCGAACCGCAAGAGCAGAUGAAAUUGGACGAACGUCCGAGGUGA
Molecule: messenger RNA, 1356 nt
Organism: Laccaria bicolor S238N-H82
Lineage: Eukaryota; Fungi; Basidiomycota; Agaricomycetes; Agaricales; Hydnangiaceae
Exons: 7
Coding region: 1-1356 (451 amino acids)
Source: RefSeq, a predicted model, not a curated record